CAGACGAAAAAGUUGACGGAAGAGGCUGACCUCAAGGUAAUCCACGACGCUCGUUGCGAGAGUUUGAAAAUGGCAAAGAAAGUGUUUGCAAAUCAGUUAGUGACAAUAUUUCUAAUAAUUCGUUCAGCGUACUAUUGCGAAAGUUACUGUUUAUCUAAGAUUGCAGCAGGUUUGAGGCACCCCAUGACAGCAAUUCAAUUGCCAGGCAGGAGCGGAUGCAUUCUUGUUGCCGAACACCGCGGUCUUACCAAAGUGCUGUGCCGAGACGUCGGUGAUACCAUGCGUGAUUACAUGUUUCUUGAUAUUACGGAUCGUGUCUUUACUACUGCUGAGCCUGGCGACGAAAGGGGAUUGCUCAGUCUUGUAGCCGCUCCAAACUUUCCGGACGAAAACCACGUGUACCUCUGCUACAGUGCACCUGCAAAAGCACCAGAUGAAGAUCACAGGACAGUGGUUUCAAGAUUUGAUGUAAAUGAUGAAAACAACCAGUAUAUGAAGGCUUCUGUUGACAGUGAACUCGUGAUACUCGAGAUCAGCCAACCAGGGCCUCGCUACAACGGUGGACAGCUUCUCUUUGGGCCCGAUGGCUUCCUUUACAUCGCCACUGGAGAAGGCGGGGACGGCAAGGACGACCGUUUCAAUUUAAGUUCUCUUUUGGGCAAAGUACUUCGCAUUGACGUGAGAGGCUCUGGAGCCCGACACUACAGGAUCCCCGCUGACAACCCUUUCCAAGGACAAUCGUCGAGGCCCGAGAUAUUCGCAUACGGAUUCCGGAAUCCCUGGCGGUGCACGUUUUACUCGACUCCGAGGUUCAAGAAACUGAACUACCUGACCGGUCUGCUCUGCGGAGACACUGGUGUCGAACCCCACCGAGUGGAAGAGGAAGUCUACUUGGUGCAACCCGGAAAGCGUUACGGCUGGAUGGACCUCGAACACUCUCCGUGUCGUAGUGUAAAUGCCUGCUCGGAAAUAGAACCGAACAUCCGAGCAGAUGAUGCCCUUCCCGUAUUCACGUACGCAAGGUCCGAUGGCCAAGCCAUAGUUGGAGGAAUUGUGUACACGGGAGAUUCUAUGCCUGAGCUUCGUGGGAAGUACUUGUAUGCCGACUUUGUUCACGGGUCACUUCACACGCUGCAGCCUCACGAAUCAGUCACUCCGUGGGUCUCCGAAGACUUGCCCAUUCAAUUCUGCAGCGAAGCCAGAAGCACUCCGUUCUUUAUUCUGAGCAUCGCUGAAGACAGAAAGGGUGAGCCUUUGGUGAUGACCACGACAGAUUUGAGCAACGAAUCUCCUCAGGGUGUUAUCUACCGCCUUUCUCCCCACUCUUUUAUGGCCACAGCGACCGCUGGAAGCGGAGCAAGAAAAUACGAGGCAGCGAUAUACCACCUUCAUUUAUUGUUCUUCACUGUCAACAUACUCAAUGCCCGAAAACUGAUUUAGCAUGAAAGGCGCUCGAACAGUGAUAAUUUGCGUUGCUCCUGAAGAAAGGAAGCACGUUUUUUUUCUGCAUCUUCCUGGUUUAGGACUGGAAAACCUGAACGGGCCGAUGUUCCAGAGCUGUUGCGAGCAGGCAUAUCGACUUCUACAGUUGAGGUCCCACCUCCGCUUCACGGCGAUUGGCGGAAAUCCGCAGACGCACAGCGCGUGCGCCGAGGAGGCAGUAAAAAUAAAGCCGAAAGUCCAGCAAUAUGUAAUUCCCUUUUAUUCGACGUCUACAUUAUGUCAACUUAACCUAAAGUGUGAUAAAGGUGUAAAGUGUAAUAAAGGCAAAAAUGUGAAGAAAAAUGAA
Molecule: messenger RNA, 1789 nt
Organism: Ornithodoros turicata
Lineage: Eukaryota; Metazoa; Arthropoda; Arachnida; Ixodida; Argasidae
Product: HHIP-like protein 2
Exons: 8
Coding region: 70-1440 (456 amino acids)
Source: RefSeq, a predicted model, not a curated record